Messenger RNA from Stereum hirsutum FP-91666 SS1, 3060 nucleotides. RefSeq lists its product as uncharacterized. The record is from RefSeq and is a predicted model, not a curated record. The transcript is spliced from 9 exons. The coding region runs from base 1 to 3060 and encodes 1019 amino acids. Gene Ontology annotation, molecular function: zinc ion binding. Lineage: Eukaryota; Fungi; Basidiomycota; Agaricomycetes; Russulales; Stereaceae.
AUGCCAAAACUCUUACACCUCGCAGAAACAUCAAUAGAGUUGUUGACAUUGCCAUUACCGUUGUCUGAAACAAUUGCUAGAUCUUCGGAUGACACGGAAAAUGUGUUGAAGUCAGCGGUAGGUGACAACCAAACCGAGUCGAGCUCGUCGGAGCAGAAGUGCCGGCUGGGUGAAGAGUCGAAGAAUUCCUAUGUGCCGGAUAUUGGAUGGGAUAUAAGACGGAACGAUGUCAAGGUUCCGCUUAGACAGUUGUGGAUCACUGCCGAACAGAAGGAACACCUCAGCGAUAUUUACGCGACUCAGUCGGAGUAUAGGAAAACAUUUAUCGCCACAGACUCUGUUCAGGCUGUGGCCAAUACUCUCCUCACUCAGCAUGGCCUAGAUUACGCGACUCGUGAACAACUGGAGAGCAGAUGGAAGACCGUAUGGAGUACGAAGUGGAAGUCAGGGGACGGAAAUAUGCAGAGGGUACUGCUUCAAUGCGCUUGUGGUUACAAUACCGAUGCCCGUCAACACUCAACUGCCCGCCGUCUGAACAAGAACGUCUCGAAUGAGGACCUGUGGACCCGUCACGCCCCCUACGACUUCACAGGAUGUUUGGCGCACGCCGAUAUCACAUUUACGGACUCAAACAUGAUCACCCGUAUUGUAGGUUACUUCGACCACAAUGAAUCUUGUCAGACUUCCUCUCUUGUUCGCUAUCCCGCUAUCCCGAUACAUCCUCAUGUUCUAGAAGUCGCAUUGGCCCAGCUCGCAGAUGGCGCAAAUAUCCGUACCGUGCAGAAGCGUAAUACUCAGAUGUGCGAGCAGCGUCUCUAUCGUGAUCAGCUCACCACAGACCCCCUCCGGGCCAACUUUCGCUACGAGCUGAGCAGAUCCGAUUACUCUCGACUUCAUCGCCGCCAUCACGAAGCUAAGGGGAUUGAUAUCGACGUCUUACCACAGUAUAAUGUGGACGAAUGGCUACAGCCAGGGCAUCCUAAUUUCAAGCCCACCAUCUAUGAAGCCGUCUUUCACUACUCCGCUCGUACGAGCAAAUCCGAGCGUUUCGAAGUCUGUAUAUGCACUCCAGACAUGGAAGAUGCUGCUUGGUCGUACACGUACGAGUCACAGAUGAUACUCGAUGGUACUUUCGGCGUCGCAUCUUCGAGACUGCUCUUAUUCAUCGCCAUGAGCGUCGACGAAGAGCGCAAGGGUGUUCCAAUCGCUCUCUUCCUCUUCUCAGCACCUACGGGAAAUCGUGCCACUCAUGCUGGUUAUGAUACGAAGAUCCUCACAAAACUAUUGACCACUUGGAAGGAGUGGAUGACGAAACGCCCAUCUUCCCGGGGCCGUAUCUUUGCGCCUGCCACAGUGAUCACAGACACAGAUACUAAGGAGCGAGGUGCUUUGAACAUAGCUUGGCCCGGCGUAAUUCUUCUCCUCUGUAAAUUCCACGUACGCCAAUGCUGGACGAACAAGCGAACCUCUUUACUUGGAAAGCGUGUAGAGUCUGUUUGGAAGUCACACGUUCAAAACCGACUUCGAACCCUUGAAAAUGCACUUCUCGCAUCUACUACCUUCGAUAGUGCCUGUGCCCUGAUAGUCUCCGAGCGGUCGCACCUCUCCCUCCUCCAGGGCGAAUCGGAUAGCCAAAAUUUCGCUGUGGCUGGGCUUGCAUUUCUCUCUUACAUGGAAGAAACUUGGAUGAACGAAUCACUGUGGAGAAGUUGGUCUCAGUGUGGGCGCAACGAUGCUGCUGCUCGCUUGGGUAUCCCAGUCGAAGGAGUUUUACCGACUACGAAUCAUCUCGAAUCGUUCAACGGGGUACUGAAGAACGAUGACCUCUCUGAAAUACAGCACGCCGGUCGUCGACUGCGAUUUGACGUCCUCAUCUUCUACAUCAUCUCCUACAUCCUUCCCCUUAUAUUCGCCAAACUGCGUGUCCACCGCCAUUACCUUGAGUGGCGACGCAAACGCUUCUCCCUUGCCGCAGGGAACAUUCACAUUCCUGACCAUCAGACUCUUGCGACACAGAGAACGCAAAGAAUCCUGGCUUGGUAUAGCGUAGACGUUCGCAGAGACAGUGAUGCGCAAUCUAUCGUCGACGCUUGCCGUCUUAUUCCCGUUCCUUGUCCUAUUGCCUAUGAGCUCUGGGCAACGUGUGCCACAUCGUUUGCCGAUACAACCGUCACCACAUAUCCUCGAUAUUGGCUUUCAAUACAUAGCUCAGGUGCAGCGACUUGCACAUGUCCAGACUGGCUUCGGCGAGGAGGUGCAUGCAAGCACCUCCGUGCUUUUCGAAUCGUAAUCCAGUAUUGGAUCACUGCAGGGCAGGUCCCUGAAAUGUAUCUGUUUCCGUCUACGUAUGACGAAGCAUUAGAUAUUCAGGCAAAAAACGAGGCUUGGUAUGGCGAAAAGAUAACGACAUCUAUAACAUCACCCAUCUCCCUCGACACUUGGCCUCAGGGCUACAGUGACUCCACACCGCCUACUACGAUGAUCGCCCCGGGAGAGACCAUCCAUAGAGCAGCACUCCCUCCCCCUCACAUCGAGGAUCGUGUUCCAUCAUUGCUCGUGGAGCAGGAACUGGAGUCACUCGCUACAGGAGCUGAUGACGACGAGGGCCUAGGGCCCACACUUCAGACAGCCAAACCUGAACUCUCCGAGGGUACAAACACCCAACACGAAUGCAACAGCCGUGCAAUCAUGCUUCAGGUACAAAGCCGUAUUGACCAUGAAGUGGCUCAGCUACUUCCUCGCCUGCAUGGCCUUGCCACUCUCAUGGGCGAUGCAAUUCAAGUGAGGCCGAAUGCUAACCUCCUCGAACUCCGUGAAGUGCUUCAGGAUCUUACACAUGAAACGGAAAAACUUACUUCGGGAGACCGCUUGUCUUCGACGGGAGAAACUGCCUCUUCCAAGGCGAGUGUGCCGCAGGCUCUAGACCAACCACUACUGAAGACACCCCCGCAAUCGUCAACCUCGCUCAAGAGAAGUAGGGAGAGCCAGAGCACAGUUUCAUUAAUGCCUCCUUCACCUGAGGCCCAACAAAAACGUAAGAAGUCCUUUGGAUUUCUUUGA